AUGUCUAAUCAUCAGGAUUUUAAUGCAAUUAAUUUGCAGAAAUCAAGCAACAUUCCUGAUUUGAAUCAGUUAACCAUCAUGGAUACGUCAGCGCAAAAUAUUCCUCAGCCAGCUAAGCAUAUGGGUGAUCUAAUUAAUAGUCCGACUAAGCCUUCGAUUGGGGCACAGGAAAAAAAGAACCAAGAAGAUCAACUCCUGCAGAAUGGGAGCGUUAAAGUUUCUAGAAAAAAUAAACAACAGAUACCGAAGAAGACUGGGGCGGUGAAGGAAUCUUUUGUUCUAAAGAAAAAACAAACGGGUCUUGCAGUAUCUUCUAAGUCUUUCAAGCUUCCCUCUAAACCUCAAUCUUUAUCGAGGGAAUCUAAGGAGAGAAUUUUUUUGAGUUUGACUAAAGGUGAUACAAACAUGUUUCUCAAUGAUAUAGCUCGUAACGUGAAUCCUUCUCCAAGCUCGAAUCUGGCUCUUAGUUCCAUUUCCGGGAAACAGGAGAAUGGUCAGCUUCUUGAGAGGGGCCAGCAAAAUGGGAAAAUCUUAAUACCGGACGAAGAGUUUAAGGAGACUAAUGAACCCCCUGAUGCUUUGGUUAAAUCGGUGUUAGGCAAUCAGGCUCACAACAAUUUGGUGGAUUCAGAUGGUGCUUCCAUUUCGGGAGAUUUAAGUGUGCAAACUAGGGGCUGGAAAAAAGGGCUUUCCCCCCCUAAUAAAAGACCUCACAAGAAGAUAUCGUAUUUGUAUCUUAGUGCUUUUGGAAACCCGUAUUGGUGGACUGCGUGCAAAGCAGGAGGCAUAUGGAUUCUUUGGAAUUCAUCAGAAGUGAAUAUCCAAGUUCUGCAUACUGAUCAUCAAUUUAUUCAUUCAAAGAUAAGCUGGCUUAAUUAUCAUAAGCAGGAAUUUUUCACCUUUGUUUAUGCUAGUCCUCGGCGUCAAGAGCGUCAUGCUCUAUGGGAUGCUUUGGAGAAUAUUCAGCCGCAAAAUAAUAAUGAAUGGUGCAUUAUGGGUGAUUUUAAUACUUACAUUCACUCGGAGGAGAAGAGGGGGAGUUCAGUUCACAAUUGGAGGAGCAUGCAGGAUUUUCAAGAUUGUCUUAUGUCUUGUCAUCUUAGUGAUCUGGGGCACCAAGGUCCGAGUUUUACUUGGAGAAGAGUGAAGAGGUGCUGGGCAGGUGGUCACAAUUGGAAAGCAUCUAGUGAAAACUUUCGAGAGAAAGCCACAUCCUGGCAUAAGGAUUGUUACAAGGAGGAGGAGAAGUUAAAAAAUAAUCUUCAUUCUCGCCUCCGUGGAAUUGAUUAUAGCUUAAGUCAACAUCCUUGUCAUUCUCUGGAGAGGCUGCAGAAAGAGAUCUGGCAACAGUUGAAUACUAUUUAUCUUAGAGAAGAGAUUACAUGGUACCAAAGAUCUAGAACUGACUGGAUUCGGUUUGGUGACCGUAAUACUAAAUUCUUCCAUUCAGCAACAGUUGCCAGGCGUAGGAGGAAUAGGAUUGAUGCCCUUCAAAAUGAUGUCGGGGAUUGGAUUGCUGACCCAUCUCUUCUCAUGAGUAUGGCAGUGGAAUACUAUGAUAAUUUAUAUAAGGAAGAUAUUCCUCUCCGGCCUAAUUUUCCCAUUAGGAACAAAUUCCCAGAAAUGGAAAGGAGAGUUAUGAUCAAGGAUUUUCGUCCGAUUAGCUUGUGUAAUGUUAUUUAUAAAACAGUAACAAAAAUUGUUGCUAACCGUUUAAAAUUGCAGAUGGACAAGCUGGUUAUGCCUAAUCAGUGCAGUUUUAUCAGAGGUAGACAAGGUACGGAUAAUGUCAUAAUUGCUCAAGAGCUAAUCCAUUCAAUGAGGAAAAAGAGAGGAUCUAAAGGUUGGAUGGCGAUCAAGGUUGAUCUUGAGAAAUCAUACGAUAGGAUCAGUUGGAAUUUCCUUCAGGAUACCCUAUAUGAUGUAGGGCUUCCUGAAAAUUUGAUAAGACUAAUUAUGUUGUGUGUUUCAUCUUGCACUAUGAAUGUUCUUUGGAAUGGGGCUUGUACUAAAGAAUUUCGGCCAACUAGAGGCUUAAGACAAGGAGAUCCUCUUUCUCCUUAUCUUUUUGUCCUCUGCAUGGAAAGACUAGCCCAUCUCAUUUCUCAGGCAGUGGAUCACAGGAGGUGGAAGCCAGUGAGGAUUAAAAGGGGAGCUCCACAAAUUUCCCACUUAUUUUUUGCUGACGAUCUCCUUUUGUUUGCAGAAGCUUCUCAGGAGCAA
Molecule: messenger RNA, 2223 nt
Organism: Gastrolobium bilobum
Lineage: Eukaryota; Viridiplantae; Streptophyta; Magnoliopsida; Fabales; Fabaceae
Exons: 4
Source: RefSeq, a predicted model, not a curated record